This is a messenger RNA of Hypoxylon trugodes, 2559 nucleotides long. RefSeq names its product Nsp1-like C-terminal region-domain-containing protein. Gene Ontology annotation, molecular function: structural constituent of nuclear pore; phospholipid binding. The record is from RefSeq and is a predicted model, not a curated record. Gene Ontology annotation, biological process: protein import into nucleus; RNA export from nucleus. Bases 214 to 2439 code for a protein of 741 amino acids. The transcript is spliced from 2 exons. Gene Ontology annotation, cellular component: nuclear pore; nuclear pore central transport channel. Lineage: Eukaryota; Fungi; Ascomycota; Sordariomycetes; Xylariales; Hypoxylaceae.
UUACAAACGACCUUUAUUCCCUAAUAACAUCGUCAUCUACGUCGGGUUUGUGCAUAUAACCGACACCCAAGCCUUUUCUUCCCUCGUGGGUUGGAGGAUGAGUGCAGGUCUAUAAGCGCAACUGUCCACAUUCCACCUCGCAAACACACAACUGCCAUCAUAUUACAUCCAAAACAUCGCAUUUUUCCCAUUCUCAUCAAACGAAUUUACACCAUGUCGUUGUUUGGCGCUUCAAGCUCGGCAGGCCAAUCCAACAAUGCCACCACAUCCAGUGCGCCCUCUUCCGGUGGCUUGUUUGGCUCUACGACUACGACUACGACUACCCCAGGCGGCCUUUUUGGUAACAACUCUGGCGGUGGUUCAUCAACCGGUGCACCUAGCUUCUCCUUCGGCGGUAUGGGGAAUAAUAACACGACCGCUUCGGCUGCUUCGACUGCUUCGACCGCAGCUCCAGGCAAUCUGUUUGGAAACGUAUCCAAACCGGCGGAGCAGAAGCCUUUGUUUGGAGCAGCGGCGACAAGCAACCCGCCUGGUUCAUUGUUUGGUGCGGGUUCUCAAACUUCUACUUCUAACAUCUUUGGCAACAAACCAGCUCAGUCUAAAAUAUUCGGAGAUGCUUCUACUGCGCCAACAUUACCAGGUUCGACUAUGAGAUCCCCUCCGACCACAAGCGCUCCUCCAAGCUCAACGUUUGGGGCAAAUAAUAACAGUUCGACACCAGCCACCUCCGGCACCUCCACCACGACAGGAUUAUUUGGUAACCUCACCAGCGGAAAUGGCGGUCCCGGUCUUUUUGGCGGUGCCGGCGCGGGCAGCACGCCAGCAAACAAUACACCCGGUGCAUCGACGCCAACAAAACCAGUGUUCGCUCUAAACUCAACCACUCCUGCGGGAGCCCCUCCGGCAAAGCCUGCUGAGAGCCUUUUCUCGAAACCGCAGGGCCUCGCACCCGCCCAACAAGGAGAGCAAACGGGGAUCCCAUCAUUCUCGUAUUUGGCCAAUGCAACGGCGGCCCAGCCGGCGUCCUCCGCCCCGAGCUCUAGUUCGGUCUUCGCGAAUGCAGGUGCCACUCCGGCCUCUAAUCAAGCCUCUAAUCUCUUCGGGGGCUUGAAACCUGCUGAGAGCAACUCUGCUCCGAGUAUAUUUGGAGCGAAAGCCGCACCGAGUAGCGACGCGGGACUCUCAGCAUCGUCACUUUUUGCACAACAAGCAUCAUCCAAGCCUGCCGAGACGUCGACUAAACCCGCUGGUUCUCUCUUUGCAGCAGGUGCCACGCCGACAACAUCGGCCAGUACACCCUCGCUAACAUUCCCUAGUUUGGGUGGUGGCACUUCGUCUACUCCUGUGAAUACGGUUGCUUCUGCUGCCCCGACAACAGCCCAACCAAGCUCACUCUUUGCAAACCUUAACAAACCCGCUGCUAAUGCUGCUACACCUGUACCGGCUAAGACGCAAGCACAGGCGAGUAGCAUGUUUGCUAAUCUAGGGAAGCCUGCCUCCAGUGCCGCAACCACUGAACCGGCUAAGCCUGCAUCUAGUUUAUUUGCUGGCGCUACCGCUACCUCGACAGCUGGAACUACACCUGCUGCGACUACCUCACAACCCGCCGGCGCGGCAACUUCUGCUGCUACAGGCCCUACUUUCCCGGCAACGGUAGCCCCGAUCACGACUGCGCCGUUUGGGGCCGCAGCGAAGCCUGCCCUGUCAACAGAUGGCGCGGCGGCGCAACCAGCUGCGGGUGCCGCCCCCAGCCUUGCUGCUUCCACUGCUGGUCCUCCUUCGUCUAUGGCGCGACUGAAGAAUAAGACUAUGGACGAGAUCAUUACUCGUUGGGCUACUGACCUCUCGAAAUACCAGAAAGAAUUCAAGGAACAAGCAUCUCAAGUCGCGCAGUGGGAUCGUCUCCUUGUUGAAAAUGGAGAGAGAAUUCAGAAGCUUUACUUGGAGACUUUUGAAGCCGAGAAGGGUAGUCGUGAGAUCGAGCGACAGAUUGUUGGCAUCGAGAGCCAACAGGAAGAGCUUGAGUCGUGGUUAGACAGGUACGAGGGCGAAGUGGACGCUAUGUUUAACAAACAAGUCGGACACGGAGAGCAGCUAGCAGGACCUGAUCAGGAGCGUGAGAAGACCUACAAGUUGGCCGAGAAGAUUACUGAGAAGUUGGAUGAUAUGGGCCGUGACCUUACUAAGAUGAUUAAGGAAAUCAACGACAUCUCCGGCACGUUGAGCAAAGGCAGCAAGCCGGAUGACCCGUUGAGUCAAAUCGUCCGUGUUCUUAACAGCCACCUGGCCCAACUGCAGUGGAUCGAUACCAACGCCGCUACAUUACAGGCUCGGGUUUUAGCUGCACAGAAGGAGCGUAGCACGAUUGGCAGUCAUUAUGGCGGCCCGGAACAGGAUAAUGUGGACAGCUUCUACCGAUCCUACAUGGGACGUAGGUAAUCCCAUAAUAUUUAGUAUCCAGGCUAUUCAGAGGCGGUGCUUUUUUUUCUUAGGGGAAGUUUGUCAGGAGUACAGGGCAUCAUGCGCAGAAUUUCGAUAUAAUUCAUUGAUCAUGGCACG